Molecule: messenger RNA, 2337 nt
Organism: Diaporthe batatas
Lineage: Eukaryota; Fungi; Ascomycota; Sordariomycetes; Diaporthales; Diaporthaceae
Exons: 1
Coding region: 493-2142 (549 amino acids)
Cellular component (GO): membrane
Molecular function (GO): acetylglucosaminyltransferase activity
Source: RefSeq, a predicted model, not a curated record
AAGGAAGGAGAGGGGGGCCAUGGCCUGCAGAUCCAACCAGUCCAACCAGUGCAGAUCCUGCCCGGCCGCCCACUUGUCCAGUCUGCCAGUCUGCCAGUCUCGUGCCCCCCGUCCAGCCAUCGUCUGGAAAUGAUCAAACCGGGCUAGAAGCCAAGUCUCUCUUGCAUUCGCCCGCCCUGUGACUGGCCCUGUCCCUCUCGAUAUGUUUGUCGCGCCGCAUUUUAACAUUAAUUUAACCGCGCCUGCUGCUACCUUUUGGUCUAGUUCCUCCACCACCCUCGUCUUACUCUCUCGGUGACAAGACACGACGACGACUUCGUCUCUCAGCUGCUGACGAGACGAACAUGCUGCCGUUCAGGUAACAACGACUGACACAGCCGACGAGGGCAAACAACCUCCCCACGCCGCAAGUUGGCAACCCCUCCCAGACAACCAACCCCGCCACCAACAAGCUCAACACCCGACCGUUGCGUCGGGAUCCCGCCCGUCGCAAUGGCCACAGCCCUCAUGUCAUACGCCAACAAGCGAUCUAGACUAGUCGCCGCCGUUUCCUUCGCCGUCUUCGUGCUAUUUUUCCUCUUCAGGAUUGGAGGCGGCUCAGGCGCAGGCCUGUACAGCGAACCAAAACCAGCCAAGGAGGAGCCUCCGCCCAAGCCCGUCUACAGCGGCCCAAGAAUCGAACUUUUUGGCCUCAAGGAUUUUGGCGCAGAGGUCGAGAUUGCCUCCCUCAACAUCAGGGUCAAGGAGCAGCACCAACAGCACAUCAGUGACACGCCCGUCGCCAAGAACAGGCCCGCUGUCGCAGCAAACCCCGUCUCCGUGAAGCCUAAGCCUGCGCCUCCAACAACGCCCGAGGUCGAGCAUUCCCGCCCCGACCACUCGCGACGCCAGGGUUAUGGCAUCUUCACGCCCUCCCCGCUCCAGCAGCAGCUGCCCAUCGCCCUGCCCAAGUUCACAUCCCACCGCCUCGACGCCCCGGAUUUCAACGAGACUGCCCUGAACACGCCUGUCCCCGGGAUCCCGCCCGCCACCACCACUGUCACUAUCCCUCCCAAGAAGAAGGACCCCGAUGCCUCCAGGAUCACCUUCGGCGUCGCCACCCUGCUCAGCCGCAUGCCCGAGGCCCUGCAGAACUUCAAGCACUGGGCCGCAAACACAAACGCCCGCUUUGUCGUUGUGCACGAGCCCCAGGACACCGAGGCCCGCCCUGGAGAGCCCUCCCCGGAGGAGAUCAAGACCAUGUUCCGCGACGCCGGCAUCGGACACCUCUUCCUGGUCGAGUCGGCCAAGGGCUGGGGGGAGAGGUACCUGUCGCUGCUCGGGUGGCUGAGCAGCACGGUGGAGAAGCAGACGGACUGGGUCGCUCUGAUCGACGACGACACCUUCUUCUUUGACAUGAACACCCUCAUGGGCAUGCUCAAGAAGUACGACCCAGCCGAGGAGUGGUACCUGGGCCGCCUGUCCGAGAACAAGUGGAACAUCAACAACGGCGGCUUCUUCGCCAUCGGCGGCGCCGGCGUCUUCAUGUCACGGCCCCUGAUCGAGAAGCUGGGCCCCCACGCCCAGUCGUGCUGGGACGACCGCGGCGACACCCCGACUGGCGCCGACUGGAUCGUCGGUGACUGCGUCUACCGCCACACGACCACCAAGCUCAACAUCGAGCACGGCCUGUUCCAGCUGGACCUGCACGCCGACGUCACGGGCUUCUACGAGGCGGUCCGCAAGCAGCCCGUCAGCGUGCACCACUGGAAGAGCUGGCACCACCACGACCUGCCCACCAUCGCCGCCGUCUCCGAGGUCUGCGGUAAGCCCUGCGUCCUGCAGAACUUCCGCUUCCAGGACGGCUGGCAGAUGGCCAACGGUUUCAGCAUCGUCCGGUAUAGCUACAACGAGACUGAGCUGGCCAUGCAGCACCCCGAGGCCAUGGAGCACACCUGGAAGAAGACCAUCUGGGACAUCGAGGACAGCUGGACGCACAGCCUGGACCCGCUGAAGCCCAGGGAUGAGGGCAAGGUCCAGUUCCUCGUGGAGAAGAGCGUGCGCGACGAGGCGGCCAGGACGACCACCAUGUACUAUGUGCGGCGAGACGAGGACGGGAUCGGGAGGGGCCUCAUCCGCGUGGUGUGGCAGGAAGCGUCGUGAUCUGCUCUUGUGCAUCCAAAGGGCCCAUAAUUAGAAGGAGUCGAAGGAUUGGAUUUCCAUGGGAACAAAGGUUAGACAGAGGAUAAUCUCCCUGCUGUACUACCCGGGAGGAAACGAUGCAUUUUUGUUUUUUGUUCACUAGCAUCACACAAGCAUUCCAAAAAAUAUCGAUGAAUUAUGAGCAUCACAACGGAG